UUUGCGUAUCUGUAAAACACUAUCAGAUUUCACCUCCUCCUCUUAAGACACACCAAGAAAGCAUCACAGGUUGAUGAACUUCUAAGAAUUUCCCACCUCAUACAUGUGCAGUCUGAGAGAUGCAGACCAAGAAUGGUGAUCACACAGAGUCUAUUUCAGUGAGCCACUCACAUGAGCCCUGAAAUCUAUAUAUCUGCCCUCUUUCGUCCCUUGUGUCACAGACAAGGGCACUCUUGACCAUUUGAAACCCACUUUUAAAAGAUCUAACAAGGAGGAACUAGGACUGUCUACCAUGUCUGAAACCGCCCAUUCGAAACCAAAGCCAAAGAUCUCUGCAUCUCGUAGACUGUUCUUGAAGACCAAACUGUUAAAGAAGGCAAUGACCAUGCUGGAGGAUGAAAAGCAAGACAGACAGGCUGAUCGAGAGAGGAUCCUAGAAGAGAGACAUCCAGCCCUCCAACUGGCAGGCCUGUCGAUGCAGGAGCUACAGAAUCUUUGCAAAGAGCUCCACCAGAAAAUUGACAUGGUCGAUGAAGAGCGCUACGACACUGCUAGCAAAGUGGCAAUAAAUGAGAAAGAGAUACAAAACUUGUCUCAAAAGAUCUUUGAGCUGAAGGGCAAGAUGAAGAGACCGAACCUGAGGAAGGUGAGAGUGUCUGCAGGAGCCAUGCUGGGAGCCCUGCUCGGGGCGAAGGUGAAAGAGUCAGUAGACUUCAAGGCAAACCUAAAAACUGUGAAGAAAGAGGAGGAAAAGAAAGAAGAAGUGACUGACUGGCGUAAGAACGUGGAUGCCAUGUCUGGGAUGGAGGGCAGAAAAAAGCUGUUUGAUGCUGCCCAGUAGAUUUGUGAUGACGUCACAGUAGUCACUGCUGUAGAGGGACUACCACUCUGUAGAUUCAGUAUAAAUUCUCAUACAGUUUGGAUUUGUAGACGACAAACUGACCAUGCUGACUAUGGGAUCAUUUUUGCUGAAUACUCAUUAAUGCAUAAUGUGUAUUCAACUCUAUUUGUGUCUGUUCCACUUAAGAAAUAUUACCGUACUAUUUCACCUUUUCUUCUUCAUUAUAGACUUCAAAAUCAAACAGCCAUAGGACAACGUAUGUAAAACAGUCUUAAGAGUGUCCUAAAAGCUUACACUUCUUUGUUUUACUUGAUUAAAAUGACAACGAAUAAACAUUCUAAUAGCAGUUUAUACUGGAACCGGCCAAUCGUUAUUCACACUGAGGUGCUUAUCCUUGAAAAUAUAUGGAAAACUAAUGUGCAUUAUUGAGAUAAACCAGUCUUAUGAUUUAUGUCUAAAAGAAACACAUCUGAAAGUUCAGAGUACUGUUGUUUUUAUUGAGAACACUUGCAAAAUGUCUGUGUAUCCUCAAAAAUACUUGCAGUACCUUUACUGUAUUUUCUUGGUGUCUGAUGUAAAAUGUUGCUAUUCACAUCUUAGAACUGUUUUAUAAAAAUAUGUCUAACAUUUUAGUACAUGUACCAGUUUUUUGCACUCUGCAAAAAAUCUAAAUAAACUACAUCAUAAUUUAA
Girardinichthys multiradiatus is the source of this 1533-nucleotide messenger RNA. RefSeq names its product troponin I, slow skeletal muscle-like. The transcript has 8 exons. Gene Ontology annotation, cellular component: troponin complex. Lineage: Eukaryota; Metazoa; Chordata; Actinopteri; Cyprinodontiformes; Goodeidae. Gene Ontology annotation, biological process: muscle contraction. The coding region runs from base 293 to 841 and encodes 182 amino acids. The record is from RefSeq and is a predicted model, not a curated record.